Galendromus occidentalis (western predatory mite) is the source of this 2776-nucleotide messenger RNA. It is a transcript of the gene Flo2, whose product is annotated as flotillin-2. Gene Ontology annotation, molecular function: protease binding. The coding region runs from base 467 to 1741 and encodes 424 amino acids. The transcript is spliced from 7 exons. Lineage: Eukaryota; Metazoa; Arthropoda; Arachnida; Mesostigmata; Phytoseiidae. Gene Ontology annotation, biological process: regulation of myoblast differentiation; protein localization to plasma membrane. The record is from RefSeq and is a predicted model, not a curated record. Gene Ontology annotation, cellular component: cytoplasmic vesicle; flotillin complex; plasma membrane.
GUGUGAUAGUGGCGAGUGGAUGCGUGCAUGCGUGAGUGAGAGGAAGGAUAGAGAAAGCAGUGGCUGAAGGCAUCGAAGCAAUCUUAGUUGUCUUGGAUACGACUGGGUCCGACGUCAGAGAAGCAGCCGUCGAUGAGCCAGACCCGAUGACGGCUCGCGCGAUGCGCAGCGUGGAUUAUCAAUGAAAAGUUUCAGCAGCUGCUCCCCCACAGUUGACAGCUUAGCUGUUGAGCUUUCUCAACCUUCGAUUGGAGGAAGAAUCUCGUAAAAGCUCGGAUAUACCGGCCGCCACUCGAGUUCGACGACGACCGACGGUGCGGCGUCGACUGCGAUCAUAGCUACUAUAGAGCUGGCUAUUCCGUGAGAUAGAGUGAGUCAACUUCUUCGAGUAUAGCCAGAUCCACGGUGGUCGACCGUUGAGUGUAGCCGGUUUUCUGCCUGCAAGACGAACCGGUGGUACCUGGCCAUGGGAAAUAUACAGACCGUAGGGCCUAACGAGGCUCUCAUCGUUUCGGGAGGAUGUUGCGGCAACUCUGCGAAGAAAAUGGUUGUCGGUGGUUGGGCUUGGGCUUGGUGGUUCGUCACGGAUGUUCAGCGACUAAGUCUUGAAGUGAUGACCCUGAAACCUCGUUGCGAGCACGUUGAGACAGCACAAGGAGUUCCACUGACCGUCACGGGGGUGGCUCAAUGCAAAGUCAUGACCGAGCAGGAAUUUCUUUCGACCGCUGCCGAGCAGUUCCUUGGCAAGGAGAUUGACCACAUCAAGAUUGUCAUUCUCCAAACGCUCGAAGGUCAUCUCCGAGCUAUCCUCGGAACGCUCACGGUGGAAGAAGUCUAUCGGGAUAGGGAUCAGUUUGCUUCUCUGGUGAGAGAAGUUGCGGCGCCAGACAUCGGCCGCAUGGGUAUCGAGAUUCUGUCGUUCACAAUCAAGGAUGUCUUUGAUCAAGUCGAGUAUCUGACAUCUUUGGGGAAGGCCAGGACGGCCGCCGUAAAACGGGACGCAGAUAUCGGGGUUGCCCAAGCAGAGCGUGACGCGGGGAUCCGGGAAGCUGAGUGCGAGAAGUCCGCUAUGGAUGUGAAAUAUGGGGCGAACACCAAAAUCGAAGACUCCAUCCGCAUGUACGAGCUUCAGAAAGCUCAAUUCGACACAGAAGUGAACGCGAAGAAAGCCGAGGCUCAACUCGCCUACGAGCUGCAAGCUGCGAAGCUCAAGCAAAAAAUCCGUAACGAAGAAAUUGAAAUUGAUGUCGUGGAAAGGAGGAAAGACAUAGCAGUCGAAGAAAAAGAAAUCCUCCGUAAGGAAAAAGAACUCACUGCCAUGAUUAGAUUACCGGCCGAAGCUGAAGCUUUCCGUCUCGAGAUGAUCGCGCAGGGCAAACGCACACAAGUUCUCGAGAAUGCCAGGGGUGACGCAGAGAAGAUAAAGAUGACUGGUGCCGCCGAAGCCUACGCCAUAGAGGCGGUAGGUAAAGCUGAUGCGGAAAGGAUGCGACUCAGAGCUGCAGCCUACAAACAGUAUGGCGAGGCAGCCGUCCUGUCGUUGGUUCUGGAAACUCUACCGAAACUGGCUGCCGAAGUUGCUGCUCCCCUGGCUAAGACGGACGAAAUCAUCAUGCUCGGCGGAGAUGAUCGAACCGCGCAAGAAAUCGGGAAACUAUGCUCCCAGAUACCUCCAACAGUUCAAGCCCUUACUGGUGUCGAUAUAUCUAAGAUUUUGACGAAGAUUCCGGGCGCCAAGUAGAAGGCCCCGGUCACAGAAGUGCCUCACAGCCUCUUCACCCAUCAUCACCAUCAUAUUCAUUCCCAUGACACCUAAAAUCGAUGCUGCGUUAUAAGCAGACGCCAAUUUCAAUUUUCUACUACUUUUAUCCCCCGCAUGGAGAAUAUAUAUAUACAUAUGCAUCUUUAUCCGGGAUGAUCUUCGGACUCCCUGAUGGCAUGUACCAGUAGCUUCUCUCGGCUGCUAUCAUCACUGAAAUCGAAAACAUCCAUCUAGUCGAUCGAAAGAGCUUGCGGAGUGCGUCGUAUUGAGGGAAAUACUCAGUCAGUCAGCUGCAUGUUCCGGGAACACUUUCGAUCAUCCCACGCGCAUGGGUUCCGUCAGUGGGAGUACCUGUAUCUACUUUAAUUCAUAAACAUUUGUAAGCCAUGAAGGGUUUUUCCCUGACACCAUCUGCAGAGGAAAAGUGCAAGUCUAUGGCGUAUGCCUCGAGCGCGUGAGGGAGGGUACAUUCGCUUCCACCCCGCAUGAAUGGAUGCGGCCUGGGCUUCACGAAUCGAUUCGAAAUAUGAAGCUAGGACGGAACUCCAUCGUGAGCAAGACGAUGCGAGUGGACUGCGCGAGAGUUUUGUGUGAGUUUCGACCUAGAGAUCACGAUGAUUUUUCUGAACGAGAGGGGACUCACCUUGUUAAUCAGACAUUUCUGUGUUCACGAUUGGAUUUUUAUCGCUGCUGAUAUAUUAGUGAGCAUUCUGAAAGGCUGAAGAACUCAACCAUCGUGCAGAAAGACGAUCCAUCUCAAGCUUCCCUCCCCCUCUUCCACUUCCAUUAUUCCCGGAGGGAGAUCGGCUGUCUAAUCGUGAUAUGGUUCACUAGAAAUUGAGGAGAAUAUCAUUCCACAAGUUCUAUCAAUUCGGUCGAGUUCGUCCGCUCUCGAAUGUUCGACCUUCUGAGUUCCGCGAGAUUUUGGAAUUAUGGAGAACUACCGGAAUCAUGGAGCAUCCAUGGCAUGGGUGGAAAGAAGAGUCAACGAUUCUCUGACGUUUCAAUAAACUU